CAUUAAAAAUGGGUCCAAAAUUACGAUACCCACAUAAAUAUACACCAUCUUCAGGGAUAAAAGAUGAUUUUGAGGAUCUUUUACAACGUUUUAUAGCAACAGAAACUGUUCGGUAUGAAAAUUUUGUAGAAAUUUGGCGCGACAUGAAAAUGUCUAUGAUAUUUGCCGGAAGACAAUCGGAAAGAGAAGUUCGUGAGUUCACAGAAGAAUGUUUCAGGAUUGCCUCCCAGUAUGUUGUGGCUCCAUACAACUUCCAAGUACGAGUUGGAGCAUUAUACCUGAUGUAUGGGAUCUUUAACACACAACCACUUUGCCAGAGAGUCAAGAUCAGAACAACACACUCAAUGUGGCGUGACCUUUUAGAAUUCCAAAGUGAGGCUCAUCGUCAACAGCAUCUUGAUGUCGACUUUGUCUUUCAUAAACUUCGUUUCCAAAAUGCUUUCCUAUUUACUGCCAAACCGGUUGAGGUGUUACAUACAGUGGACAAGACAAAAGAUGAGGUAUCACUUUCAGAGGAAUUCAAGGAGGAACAGAGUGUUCUUUUUGACCUUUUCUCGACAGAAAUGUUGGAGCAAAUGGCAACAGUCCAUCAGCACUAUGAGGCCAUCAAGGUAGCAUUAGAGGGGCCACAGGCCACGAAGCCGUCACGGUCACUGUCGGUGAUCAAACAGGAUGUGGUACCAGGCAUCACAAAAGCCAUCAUCUACUACCAGGACAGACGCAAAGCUGGGACUAUUAAGAGAAAAGCUGCCAAAGAUAACGAUCUUAGCUCGGACUCUAUGGAUGAUGACGUUGGAGAUGAAGAUGAAGAAACAAAACCUUCUAAGAAACUUUUACUGAAGGAAAAGGCAUUUGCGCAAGCAGCUGCUCCAAGUGGUCUCUUUCGUCGUGGGAAAGUUUUAGCUUCUUCUGUAAGUGAACGUGAUGAACCUCAAACCUCCAGGACAGAACCACCAGACGUUCCAGUCACUGUUAGAGAAAUGUUGGAUGAGGAUCCAAAUGAAAAAGAUUCAGAACAGGUAACAGCCCUCAAACAGUCCCUACUCAACAUGCCCAUUAUUCCAACAGGGAGCGAGGUUGUCUCUAGAAAAGGACGCAGAAAAAAGGGGAAAAACCAGACAAGAAAAAAGACAAAUUCAGCGAGGCUCGUUGUUACCCCUCUACCUGCAUACAGUCAAAAAGUCAAAGGCCAAAGUUCACCUGAAAAACCUCAAGGUCGUAAAAGGGGAAGACCUCGAAAGACUUAGGCCAUGUGGUUAUAAGCUUGUGUUUGUUAAUAAAUAGAUAUG
Molecule: messenger RNA, 1289 nt
Organism: Ylistrum balloti
Lineage: Eukaryota; Metazoa; Mollusca; Bivalvia; Pectinida; Pectinidae
Product: snRNA-activating protein complex subunit 1-like
Exons: 10
Coding region: 9-1247 (412 amino acids)
Biological process (GO): snRNA transcription by RNA polymerase III; snRNA transcription by RNA polymerase II
Cellular component (GO): snRNA-activating protein complex
Molecular function (GO): sequence-specific DNA binding
Source: RefSeq, a predicted model, not a curated record